This is a messenger RNA of Alnus glutinosa, 771 nucleotides long. RefSeq lists its product as uncharacterized. The record is from RefSeq and is a predicted model, not a curated record. Bases 256 to 612 code for a protein of 118 amino acids. Lineage: Eukaryota; Viridiplantae; Streptophyta; Magnoliopsida; Fagales; Betulaceae. The transcript is spliced from 2 exons.
UUAUUGGAAUAAUCUUGUGGUGUCUGCUUUUCGUCAUGGCCUGGUAAGAUAUCUUGGUGGUUAACAAGUUCUUCAUCUACAUAAGCACGAAUAAUAUGCAUAAAAACAGGAGGGCUUAAGGCUCUUACGUCUCUCCGUCUGAGAGUACUCUACAUCUUGGUCCAUACUCUCUCACCGUCGUGGUGGUAGUGGUGCCCAUAACAAAGGUGAACUGACGGCUGGCUUCCACAAGCUUUGUGUUUUCAGCUUUACAGGAUGAGUUAUUUUCCAGCAAAGGUGAUGGCAACACUAGUAGCACUAUUCCUUCUUGUGGGUGGAACACAUAUUCCACCAACUUCUGCAUUACUUCCUUACGGUGGUCGGAAGAGUUUAUCUCUUGAUGGCUCCACAAAGACAAUACUAAGAUUAGAAGGCAAUUCUGAAGGUCUGAACAUUACUAGUAAGAAAAUAGUUUUCUUCCGAAGCCUACGAGGAGGAGGUUCAUCGCCGCCACCUCCACCCGUCCGAAAUUGGCGGUAUAUCCCAAUAUAUCCCCCGCCCAAACCCAAGCCCCCGUACAUGCCCAAGACCCCGCCUCCGCCGCCGCCGCCGCCGCCACCUCAGGUUCCAUGAUAAUUUAUGUUUUUGACUUUGUUCUCUGGAUGUAAUUCCCGAAAGGAAAGUCAUGUUCAAACUUGGUGGUUCACAAUUACACGCCAAUUUCCUUCUUUAAUGUUCUUUUUUUCUUUAAUUUUGAAGUGCUUGUAGAAAUAUUAAGAGAAUUUGAGGUCU